Messenger RNA from Anguilla rostrata (American eel), 6286 nucleotides. Its product is annotated as FERM, ARHGEF and pleckstrin domain-containing protein 2-like. The transcript is spliced from 27 exons. The record is from RefSeq and is a predicted model, not a curated record. Gene Ontology annotation, cellular component: cytoskeleton. Lineage: Eukaryota; Metazoa; Chordata; Actinopteri; Anguilliformes; Anguillidae. Gene Ontology annotation, molecular function: guanyl-nucleotide exchange factor activity; cytoskeletal protein binding. Bases 169 to 3264 code for a protein of 1031 amino acids.
UUGUUUAACUUUUCAGUGCCUGUCUCUGUCGCUAUUUCGAUGACUGUUUGAAAACAGCCUCAAGGUAACACGUAAAAAUGCAACAGUGGUGCUUGCUGCCUGGCUAGUUAUCUUGCUGGAUAUUUAAACGCAAGCGCCAAACGGGUGAGGGCGGGCCGUGGGUGAGCAAUGGGCGAGAUUGAGGGCUCCUACCGGGUCCUGCAGACCCCUGGGACCCGCCUGGGCGCCCAGUUCAACGCCGGGAUCAGCACACUGGAGCCGGGCCUGAGCCCCAACGCCACCGGGGUCAAAGGUCAGGACAAGGGCCUGCAGGUCCGAGUGCAAGGGCUGGAUGACUCUCAGGACGUAUACGACUUGGAGUCCAAGGCAGAUGGUCAGGCUCUCUUGACCGAGGUUUUCCUGAGGUUCAAUCUCAUUGAGAGCGACUACUUUGGCCUGGAGUUUCAGAACACGCAGGCAAACUGGAUGUGGCUGGAGCCCGCGAAGCUCAUAGUGAAACAAGUCAGGAGGCCCAGGAACGCUCUCUUCAGGCUGUCGGUGAAGUUCUUUCCCCCGGACCCUGGCCAGCUGCAGGAGGAGUACACGAGGUACCUGUUUGCCCUGCAGAUAAAGAGAAACCUCACGGAGGGUCGGCUGGCCUGCACUGAGAACACUGCUGCACUGCUGGCCUCUCACCUGGUGCAGUCGGAGAUCGGCGACUACGACGAGAUGGCAGACCGCGAGUUCCUGAAGGCCAACAAGCUGCUGCCCAAUCAGGAGAAGGUUCAGGAGAAGAUCAUGGAGCUCCACCGCCGCCACCUGGGCCAGACUCCGGCGGAGUCGGACUUCCAGGUCCUGGAGAUCGCUCGCAAGCUGGAGAUGUACGGGGUCCGCUUCCACCCCGCCGCCGACCGCGAGGGAACCAAGAUCAACCUGACUGUGGCUCACCUGGGCCUGCAGGUCUUCCAGGGCAACACAAAGAUAAACACCUUCAACUGGUCCAAGAUUCGCAAGCUGAGCUUCAAGAGGAAGAGGUUUCUGGUCAAGCUCCACCCUGAGGUUCAUGGCCCCCACCAGGACACGCUGGAGUUCCUGAUGGCCAGCCGGGACCAGUGCAAGGUCUUUUGGAAGAACUGCGUGGAGCACCACACCUUCUUCCGCCUGAUGGACCAGCCCAAGCCCAAGGCCAAAGCCAUCCUCUUCAGCAGAGGCUCCUCCUUCAGAUACAGUGGGAGGACGCAGAAGCAGCUGGUGGAGUACGUGAGGGACAGCGGAAUUCGGAGGACCCCCUACCAGAGGAGGAACAGCAAAAUGCACACGUCCUCUCGCUCCCUGUCCUCCGACGUGCCAAAGCAGAGCCUGUCCUUCAACGACAGCCUGAGGGCCCCGCCCUCCUCAGCCACGGUGUCCUUCCACUCCCUGCACGCCGUCGGCUCACCCCCACGAACGGAGCCCCAGGCCCCGCCCCACCCGCAGCAGACGGCUCCGCCCCCGAGCCCCCCAAAGGAGGACCCGGUCAAGACGCCACCCCCACCUCUGUACACCUUUCAAGGGCCGCCCGUGGACAGCCCCCAGCUCUCGCCCUACGCGGUGACCAGCCCCCUCUGCCUCUCGCCCUCCUUCCAGAUGUCCACCCUCAGCCUCCCGGGCCAGGCCCCCUCGCCCCUGCAGAGCCCCAUCCUGAGCGAGGCGGGCGGGGUCCGGCUGGACGAGGAGGAAGAUGGCAGGAGGAAGCGCUAUCCAACUGACAAGGCCUACUUCAUAGCCAAAGAGAUCCUGACCACAGAGAGGACUUAUGUGAAGGACCUGGAGGUUAUUACAGUGUGGUUCCGCAGCGCCGUCAUCAAAGAGAACGCCAUGCCGGAAGGCCUGAUGACCCUGCUCUUCUCCAACAUUGACCCCGUCUACGAGUUCCACCGGGGCUUCCUCAAGGAGAUCGACCAGAGGCUGGCUCUCUGGGAGGGGCGCUCCAACGCCCACGUCAAGGGGGAUUACCAGAGGAUUGGGGACGUGAUGCUGAGGAACAUGUGCGCUCUGAAGGAGUUCACCAGCUACCUGCAGAAGCAUAACGAGGUGCUGACGGAGCUGGAGAAGUCCACCAAGCGGCUGAAGAAGCUGGAGACGGUGUACAAGGAGUUUGAGCUGCAGAAGGUGUGCUACCUGCCCCUCAACACCUUCCUGCUCAAGCCCAUCCAGCGCCUCAUGCACUACAAGCUCAUCCUGGAGCGGCUGUGCAAGCACUACAGCCCCGAGCACCGCGACCGCCUCGACUGCACGGAGGCCCUGAAGGAGGUGGCGGAGAUGGCCGCCCAGUUGCAGAGCAGCCUGAUCCGGCUGGAGAACUUCCAGAAGCUCACCGAGCUGCAGAGGGAUCUGAUCGGCAUCGAGAACCUCACGGCCCCGGGCAGGGAGUUUAUCCGGGAGGGCUGUCUGUACAAGCUCACUAAGAAAGGACUUCAGCAGAGGAUGUUCUUCUUGUUCUCGGACAUGCUCCUGUACACCAGCAAGGGCGUGACGGCCACGAACCAGUUCAAAGUGCACGGCCAGCUGCCGCUGCACGGCAUGCUCAUUGAGGAGAGUGAGAACGAGUGGUCCGUGCCCCACUGCUUCACCAUCUACUCUGCACAGAGAACCAUUGUGGUGGCUGCCAGUUCCAAAGUGGAGAUGGGGAAGUGGAUGGAGGAUUUGAACAUGGCCAUCGACAUGGCCAAGAAGUCCCAGGAGAAAUCCGAGCUCUUCCUGGACCCCGACCUGUGCGACCGUUCCAACAGGUCGUCAGAUGAGGUCUCCCUGGAGCAGGAGUCGGAGGACGACACGCACUCUUCCCGCAGCUCCCUGGACAAACAGACGCACCACCGCGCCAACACCACCAUGCACGUGUGCUGGCACCGCAACACCAGCGUGUCAAUGUCCGACCACAGCCUGGCCGUGGAGAACCAACUCUCUGGGUACCUCCUGAGGAAGUUCAAGAACAGCAAUGGGUGGCAGAAGCUGUGGGUCGUCUUCACCAACUUCUGCCUUUUCUUCUACAAGACCCACCAGGAUGACUUCCCAUUGGCCAGUUUGCCGUUGCUAGGCUACACAGUCGGCACACCGGGGGAGUCAGACAGCAUCCACAAAGAGUACGUCUUCAAGUUGCAGUUCAAGUCCCACGUGUAUUACUUCCGGGCCGAGAGCGAGUACACCUUCGAGAGGUGGAUGGAGGUGAUCAAGAGCGCAGCCAGUGCCACGGGCAGGAUGAGUCUCCUUGUCCCCAAGGAACCCCCGGAAAUGAACGGCAACUGACCGCCUUCGCUGGGCGGAGCUCUCGGGGCUGGGGGCGGGGCCUCGCAGACUCCCGGGAGCGCAUGAGCAUCUUUAUUUUUAAAAAUAUCUCUUUAUCGCUAUUUGUAUUCCUCUGAGGAACUCCCCCCCCCUCUCCUGUACACACAGGUUGGGGGGAGGGGGAGGGGGUGGGGCUUUGCGAACCAGACAAAACCAGCGGGGGUGUGUCUCCAGAAAGCAGGGACCUCCCUGCCUUUUCCCUCAACAGGCCACACGCGCUCUGCACUGGGGCCUCUCCGCAGUGGCUGUGGAACGCCACGGCACAGGCCCGGGCCUUCGGAACCGCCCUCAAGUCAUCCUCACAACAGAGAUGUGCAGGGCUGAUCCGAGAACCGCUUCAGCCGAGGAUAGAACCACCGCCCGGUGCCGUAAAGGAAGCAUGCCACUCCUCCAUGGCGUAACUUGGUGGGAUGGCAUACCUGCCAUCCCAAUCCACGCAGAAACAGCCCGAAGUGCAGUUUGAGGUGGUUUCUUGAAGGACUUGACGAAAUGAAACGAUUGCAAGUAUUGCAAAGGUACGAUAAUAAAAUGGUGUGUGCUGCCAAACAACCUUGAGUUUCAGUAGGUAAGGUCUCCCCUGAUUUGUUCUAUUGUGUUACAAGCUGAACCUGAAUGCUAGCUUGGAUCUAGAUUGAGGUAAUACUGUAUGUUAUUGCAGGAGUCCCUUAUUACUAAGCAGGAUAUACAUAUGUACACACACACAUAUAUAUAUGUAAUAGUCUCUCGUGUAUGUGUAUGCCACUCAAGCCAGACAAGCAGGAGAUAAGUGUGUAUUAGUGUCAGUGUAUCUCCCCUCCCACUGAAAUGGGUCUUUAAACCACAUACUGAACCGCUCAACAUGUCAGUAUUGCUGAGGGACACAGAAAGGAACCAACUCUAAGGUCCUUUUUUGGCGCGUAAGUGGUCACAAAUAAAAUGCAGGGAGACAGAGGAAUAUCUGCACCCGAAGAUGGUGGAAUGACAUGAAUCCAGCACAGAGGCCCACGAGCUUGACGUGAUGACUAAUGAUGAGGGAAUAUAGGGAAAGCAAGCAAUGAUGAAGGCAACAGGAAGUGGAAGCAGGUUAUGCUAGGGUUUUUUUUUAAUGGGGGGGAAUUGACAGGAAGAGGUUUUCUGGGGCACAGUAGGGGGCACUUAACUUAAGUUCUGUCAUACUGGAAGGGCCUAGCAGGGAGGAGCAUUAGCAUGGAUUAUCUCGUGUUUCGUUAAGUAUGAGGAGUCCAGAUGGAUAAUGGGGUUACACUAGUUAUGAAGGUGCAGUUCACCAUAUAGGACUGUAGAUUGGAGAGUUGUGCAACUUGAAGGAGGCAGUGUGUUUCAACCCUGCGUCCUCUGUGGGUUUGAGAUUUUACACCGAUGGGCUUGUUUGGAUCAUGAGUCUUGACAUCAGAUUUUAUUUGUGACCGUGUAAACCAUUUUUUGGGCAUUGCAACAUUUUUCUUGUAUUCCAGUGCCUCCCAUAAUUCACAAAUUAAAAUGUAUGAAAUUGUGAUUCAGUGGCAUAUUAGGAAAAUGUAAAGACUCAUUGUGGGGGGAAAACUUUCAAAAGUAUAUUGUUUUUUUUUUUUUUUUUUUUUUUAAACAAAGUUUGUAUUUUUUUUUUUUAACCAUUUGAAAUAAUUUGGAUUAGUAGCAAUUGUGAGAUUUCUGUGAAAGAAAAGGGAUUCAGUAUUUAUGUGGUCAAUCACACAAGCUUUCAAAGUUAAGCUGCUUUGUUCAGUUUGACUCAUUAGCUUGCAAGCUGUGAGGCAUUUACUGGAAAAAGGAAACGGUCUUCUCACCCAAAGGCAUUCUGGGAUUUCCAUGACUGGCCAAGGUAAAACUUUUUUUUUUUUAAUGGUCAGAAUUUCUAAACCUUUUUUAAUUUACGUCAAUGUUUGGCUGUUCACAAUGUCUUCGGUUUUGUACUCAUUCUGUAGUUAGUUUCCAGACUGUUGCCACAAUUUUUGUCGAGUGCAGAUUUGGCUUGGCCAUGUACUGUCAUGCAUUUCAGGGUUAUAUUUCAGUGAAACCACACUAAUAAGGAAGAAUUGUCUUGGCGUGAACGUUAUAUUUUCUCACCUGUUCCCGUUCGUGCCCUAGAGAUGCACUCUCGGGGGGGUUAAGUAACUGGAUGUUUUCCUACAUGUAAAAUUCUUCUGAUCUGGGGUGUUGGCCAUUAUGAUACUCACAAUAGGCAUGUGGAAGUCAGAUUUAGUUGACUUUGGCCAGUCCGUUCUGGCGGGAGGCUCUGUUUGGGCCUGGCUAGAGUAUAGCUCCUUGACGUCACCAUAGCAGUGUUGAGUGUCCUGAAGCAGGGGGGCCUCUCAAGUGUCAGCUGCGUCUUACUUCAUACCGACAGUCCUCAUUCUGUGUAGCCACAAUUUAUUAUUUUUAAAAAUGUAAACUGAGAACGGGUGGGGAGGUGUAUAUAACUUAAGUUUUGGACCUGGGCUUUCACAUGACUGCUGUGGGAAUUUCUUACAAAGAGACAUGGGUUAUAAACUGGAGUCCAUACUCUGCUAAUUUUGUCAUAACUUUUUUUUUUUUUUUUCUGGCUUUAGAAGAUAUGGUUGCCUGUGUCUAAUUUCAAGUGCAGUCCUGGAUGCUUGGAGGACACCUGUGUGUUGUGUCUAUGUGAGAGAGACCUGCCAGACCCCUCUUUAAACUUGGUGAUCUUGGUCCUGUUUUAAGUUUGGGGGAUACUCACAGUACACAGUACUUGCAGUAUAAGGACUGGAAUUCUCUCUCUCUGUGGCUGGGCAAGGCCAAGCCUCAUGCUGUAACCCCAUUCACCCCCCCUCCUCCACCUUCCCACCCCCCCCCAACUGUUCUUUUCUCCCUUUCAGGGGGACCUUCCUUUCUGUUCACUCCGUUCUGUAAUGUUUUUCUCUAUUUAUUGUGUAGCAUGUUGCCGGAGUCCUGCUCCCGUUAACUCUGCAUGUAGUUUUGUUUUCCAUGUUACGACUGAAAAGAUAACAAAUAAAAAAUGAAAAAAAUGAAA